Molecule: messenger RNA, 369 nt
Organism: Paraglomus occultum
Lineage: Eukaryota; Fungi; Glomeromycota; Glomeromycetes; Paraglomerales; Paraglomeraceae
Source: the annotation of a GenBank genome assembly
AUGUCGUCGUUUAGUUCACACGUCAGCUCGAUUAUUCAUCCAGGCUGUCCUGAAUUGCCAGUUAGAUGGUUUCAUGCUAUUGAUUGUCCGCGACGCGAUCCAACGAAAGCAGCACAACAGCAACCUGCAGUUUCGUCUUCAAGUACCGGAACAACAGCAACAAAGACUGUUAAACAACCGUCAAAUUGGGUCGCAUUCUCAAAAAGAGAUUCCAAUGCGCUAGAGCAAGCAUAUCAAGCUAAUGAAUCCGGUGUCAAAGUAGCGUGCAAUGAGGACUAUUUGUUUGAAGCUGACGUUGAGAAUCGAGAAAUCGAGCCGGUAUACUGGCUAGGUCCAACGUACGAAAUUCGACGAGGCACAUGGUUUCAA